AUGUCAGAGAAGAAGGUGUUAACAGCUGAUAAGGAGUUGUUCCUUCGACACGCAACCGUUCUUUACGAGACUUGGGUUGGUUUCGAGUCACUUCUUUCAUCUAUAUGGAUGCUCAACACAGAGUUGCUGGACACAUUGAUGUUAUUUACUAAAAAAGGUAUUUACGUGUUAGCUAGUAAUAGAAAAGCAGACUACUUUAACAGUGUCAGAUCAGAGGAUUUUGUUGGAGUUGUACCACCAGUGACACCUAUGUAUAGAGAUAAAUCGGACAAAGACGCAGCCAAUUUUUCGAAACUUUUGAAUUUCAUUAAAAACGAUGCUAACAACAAAGUUGGUUAUUUUGCUAAGGAUACCUUCGACUCGGAUUUCUGCAAUGAUUGGCGAAAGGUCUUCGCUGGUGUUGAAAAGGGUUUCUCAAAUUUCUUUUUCCAGGUGGAUGUUUCUAACGCUUUUGUGCAUAUUUUUGCCACGAAAGAUAGCAAAGAGAUUGAAACCUGUCGGAAUUCUGCCACCGCGUCCGUCAAUGCAUGGAGCUAUGCAAGGAAGAAAUUUAUUGAAGCCAUUGAUCAAGAAAAGAAAGUGAAGCAUUCGCGUCUUGCCAAUGAAAUCGACGCGGAAAUUGGUUCACUGAAAGUACAAGGGCAAUUGUCCAAGAACAAAACAAUUGAAACUUGCUAUAAUCCAAUAAUAAUGAGUGGUGGGAACUACUCAAUGAACUCCGACAAACUUCUUCAUUACGGUGUCAUAAUAACAUCACUCGGAGCGCGUCUAGAGAACUACUGUAGUAACAUUACUCGCACAUUGAUGGUAGAACCAUCAAAGAAUCUUGAGGAGGCCUAUGAAGCAUUGCUUGCCACUCAAGCUGCUAUCAUUGAAACAUUGAAGCCAGAUACGAAGUUGUGCGAUGUUUAUGCCAAUGGGGUGAAGGUGUUCCUUGGAAAAUGUCCCAGUCUUGGUGACAAUCUUUACAAAAGAGAUUUUGGUUUCGUUACUGGUAUUGAGUUCCGUGAAGGAAGCCUAACAAUUAGCCCAAAAUGCGAGGAAAAGGUGUGUCCUGGCAUGAUAUUUAUCGUGUCAGUUGGGAUUGAGGGUCUCACUAACACGAAAGCGAAAGAUGAUGCAGGGAAGAACGUUACGAUUGCUCUCUCAGAUACUGUUCUUGUGAACAAAGAAGGACCAAAUGAAGUGCUCACAGAAAAGGCUAAAAGUCGUUUGAAGAACAGUGUUAUUCGAUUUAAGGAAGAAGAAGAGGAUGCAAAAGAUUCAAAUAAGGAAAAUACGGAGGUGCUUGGCCGUGGGAAGCGUAGCGUGGUUCUUUCGGAUCAGACAAGAAACAAAGCCACAAAUGAAGACAAAAGAAAAGAACACCAGAAGAUGUUGGCUCAACAGUUAAACGAUGCUGCCAGGCAGCGACUCGCACAAGCCAGUGGUGCGAGUGAGGCAAAGAGGGUCAAGAAGUCUAAUGUGUCGUACAAGUCAUACGAGAAGUUCCCAAUCGAUUCGGAAGUAAAUAAGCUAAACAUUUACGUUGAUAAACGCCACGACACUAUAAUUCUACCGAUUUUUGGAAUACCUGUCCCAUUUCAUAUUUCGAUGAUAAAGAAUUGUUCUCAAUCCGUUGAGGGUGAUUUUACAUAUCUUCGUAUCAACUUUACACAUCCUGGUUCUCAGAUUGGGAAAGAAUUGGCCCAAUUUCCUAAUCCACUUGCUACUUAUCUUAAGGAACUGACAUACAGAGCUAGCAACGUAAAGGAACACGGAGAAAUUAGUGCUCCAAGUAACAAUUUGACAACCGCGUUCCGACUAAUCAAAGAAAUCCAGAAACGGUUUAGAACCGAGGAGGCUGAAGAGCGUGAAAAAGAAGGCGCUGUGAAGCAAGAUAAAUUAAUUCUAAGUACUGCGAAAGCUAACCCAAAACUCAAAGAUCUUUUCGUACGGCCAAACAUUAUUGCCAAACGUAUAUCCGGCUCACUAGAAGCGCAUAUUAACGGUUUUCGGUACACCUCUCUACGUGGUGAUCGAAUUGAUGUUCUCUACAAUAACAUUAAACACGCAUUUUUCCAACCAUGUGAUAAUGAAAUGAUUAUUUUGUUGCAUUUUCAUCUCAAACACCCGGUACUUUGGGGAAAAAAGAAGUACAAGGAUAUUCAAUUCUAUACCGAAGUCGGAGAGAUCACCACUGAUCUUGGAAAAUAUCAUCAUAUGCAGGAUCGAGAUGAUGUGCAGAGUGAGCAGAUGGAACGUGAAAUGCGAAGAAAGCUGAAUCAAACGUUCCAGAAUUUCUGUGAUAAGGUAGUCAAGCAGACAAACGACCAAUUUGAUUUUGACGCACCAUUCAGCGAGCUAGGCUUCUUAGGUGUUCCUCAUCGUUCUAGUUGCACACUGAAACCAACCUCAUCGUGCUUAGUUAACCUUACUGAAUGGCCUCCAUUCAUUGUCACCUUAGAUGAGGUGGAACUGGUGCAUUUCGAGCGGGUUUCCUUCCAGUUGAAGAACUUCGAUAUGGUAUUUAUAUUCAAGGAUUAUAAUCGUAAAACACAAAUGGUGCAGCAAAUCCCAAUGAGCAGUCUAGAUAGUGUGAAGGAGUGGCUGAAUACCAGCGAUUUGCGUUACACGGAGGGAAUUCAAUCUCUGAAUUGGCCAAAGAUCAUGAAGACAAUUACGGACGAUCCCGAAGAGUUUUUUGAGACAGGUGGCUGGAAUUUCCUCGGAGCCGACUCAGAUCAAGAAGCCGAACCAGAGGAUGAAAGCGAAUCGGAAGAUGCGUAUUCUCCAAGCGAAUCUGAAUCAGGGGAAGAUGAAACAGACGAAGAUGAAAGUGAAGAGGAUGCAACGUCGGAAGAAAGUGAUGAGGAAGCAUCUCUGGACUCUGAUGAAUCUGAAGGUAAAGACUGGUCCGAUCUUGAGGAAGAGGCAGCACGAGCCGAUAAACGACGUGAUCUGGAGGACCGCGAUGCUGGAAGUGACCGUAAGCUACAGCACCGUGAUAGGGACAGAGAUCGAAAGAGACACCAAAGCAAUAAGGGAGGACCCGCGCCGAAGCGACACAAAGACUGA
This is a messenger RNA of Angiostrongylus costaricensis, 3057 nucleotides long. NCBI's taxonomy places the organism in Eukaryota, Metazoa, Nematoda, Chromadorea, Rhabditida, Metastrongylidae. The record is from the annotation of a GenBank genome assembly.